CGUGUCUACGACGGGAAGAUUCAGAAGGCUACCUACAAUUCUUUCCUCGACCACACUGAACUUACUUCCUUCCGAUUACUUCCUCAAUCGGACCCGACCUUUCUUGUCACAUAUUUUCCUUCAACCUUCAACUAAUCUUCAUGCGUAAUCCUUCCCCGUAUCGUUCACUUAGUCUUGCCCUUUCAUGAUAAGAAUAUCGCAUAGUCGACUGAUUGAAUUAGACUAUUGCUAUUCUCCGUUCUACUUCAAUUCUUCAGGUCGAAUCCAAGUCAACAUCCACUUGACAACUUUCGAGUUUCCCUAAACACGUUGAGCAAGUAAAUCGCGACAUCUUUCGCGCAUCUUUCGCCAUGGCUGAAGCCGAGAACGAGAAUUUGGAGAUAGAUCUCUUCGCGGACCUAUAUGACGAUGAUGGCGCUCCGGCCACGAUUCCAGCAGCACCUGCAACGCAACCGUCGACCUCUGCCCCUGCUCCUACUACUACUUCGUUCAAUCAGCAACAGCCAGUAGAGUCGUACAGUAGACCCGAGACCGAGCAGGAACACAACAAUGUAGUUCAUACUACUGAGGAGAACGGUUAUGGUGACGAGUACCAAGAUGACAACUAUGAUGAUGACGAUGAUGUUGACUUUAACUUGGGCAAUGGCCCUACUGGUGCCGUUACCACAGCUCAUUCUCAUCAAGAUGAUUCGUCUUCCGUAUUUCACACCACUCGAGGACCUAGUGCUAAAGAAGACGGAAAAAUGUUCAUUGGUGGCCUUAACUGGGAAACCACUGAUCAGAGCCUUCGUGAUUACUUCUCCCAAUUUGGCGAGGUGACAGAGUGUACUGUGAUGAGGGAUGGCGCCACAGGUCGAUCCCGUGGAUUCGGAUUUCUCACGUUCAAAGACCCCAAGACGGUGAACAUUGUUAUGGUCAAGGAACACUUCUUGGAUGGCAAAAUCAUUGACCCUAAGCGAGCAAUUCCUCGCGACGAACAAGAGAAAACAAGCAAGAUUUUUGUCGGAGGUGUCAGCCAGGACACGACUGAGCCCGAAUUUAAGGACUACUUCGCCCAGUUCGGCCGAGUUGUUGAUGCCACCCUCAUGAUGGACAAGGACACUGGCCGACCCAGAGGUUUCGGAUUCGUUACUUUUGAAAGCGAAGUCGGCGUCGAGGCGUGUCUCAGUACACACCUAGAGAUCCAUGGCAAGCCCAUCGAAGUCAAGAAAGCUCAGCCGCGAGGCAACAUGCGAGAAGAGGAAGAAGCCUCAAGACGAGGCAAGUUCAGAAAGGGCGGCCAAAUGGAGGACCAGACAACCACUCAGACUCAGAUGACCAACCAGAUAGGUCAGGCAGGAAUGACGCCGCAAAUGAUGGCUCAGUACAUGCAGCGAUUGCAGCAAGCCAUGACUAUGAUGCAGCAACAAAUAGUCAUGAACCGAAAUAUGGGGAUGGGAGGUAUGAACCCUGCCAUGAUGCAAAUGAUGCAGAUGCAACAAAUGCAGCAACUCCAACAGCAGAUGGCCCAGGGUGGAGGUCAGAAUUCUCCGAACAACCCGAUGGCGGCGAUGGCCAACAUGAACCCAGCUCUCAUGCAACAGAUGCAGCAGUUGCAGAGUCAAAUGAUGAACAACGGAGCCGGCAGCCCAGGUCAGGCCCAAAGUGAUGGGAGUCAACAGAGCUUUAACGAGUUCAAUCAACAGCAGAUGUUUAAUACACGCGGUAGCGGAGGCCGACGUGGUGGUCGUGGGGGAUACAACCAGAACUAUGGCAAUAUGGGUGGCGGGGAUCCAACCUCCUGGGAAGGCAUGUAUGAUGAUGUUCCCCAGCCCAACUUUAACCAAGGAGGCCGCGGGGGAUUCCAUCGUAGUAGAGGUUCCCAUCAGUCAAGUCCCGGGCCCGUCGAUCCUAACCAUGCACCUCCGGCCAACGCACCUACGGGCCCAAAGAAUGCGGGCAAACCUGGCGCAAACUAUCGUGGUGGAGGACGAGGUGGUAGCCGGGGAUUUCACCCUUACGGCCGCUAGAACCGUCGUAAAUAAAAGGGUUGUUUUUGCCCCUACAUCUCUCUCCACAUGGCGGUGCUUAUACGAACGAAGAAAUUCCACUGGCACAAGCUUUCAGGAGCUCAUGAGUCGAUCAGGCCUCGUGCGGCAAUAUGCGCAUCAAACACGACUGUCGUCGCUCUCGCCCAUAAUCAAUUUUUUCUUUCGCCACCCUCGACAUUUGCAAAUGACAGCACUCUACAACGGUCAUUUGCUUGUACCCAUACUUUACUCUUUCGCGCUCCAUAUCACGCAGUUUCGCAGUCGAGGAUAUCUAUGGCCCGGCCCUCUUGGCUUCUACGGUGGGAGAAGAGAUAGGCGUUUCUCUCUGCAGAUACGACUUGGCAUUUCAGAGGGGCCCGGUUCACUGGCUAGUGCUGGCUUUUACGAUUUCACUCGGACAGUUCCAUCGUUACACGGAUGGGUGGUCGAACCCAAUUGUAUGUAAAAGGGGUUCUUUGCUAUAGCCCGUAAUAAACGCGAUGCCUAUUGCAAAU
Annulohypoxylon truncatum is the source of this 2524-nucleotide messenger RNA. RefSeq lists its product as uncharacterized. The coding region runs from base 351 to 2009 and encodes 552 amino acids. The record is from RefSeq and is a predicted model, not a curated record. The transcript is spliced from 5 exons. Gene Ontology annotation, molecular function: RNA binding. NCBI's taxonomy places the organism in Eukaryota, Fungi, Ascomycota, Sordariomycetes, Xylariales, Hypoxylaceae.